Pneumocystis jirovecii RU7 is the source of this 1068-nucleotide messenger RNA. RefSeq names its product RNA export factor GLE2. The transcript is spliced from 8 exons. Bases 1 to 1068 code for a protein of 355 amino acids. Gene Ontology annotation, cellular component: nuclear pore. Gene Ontology annotation, molecular function: ubiquitin binding; RNA binding. Lineage: Eukaryota; Fungi; Ascomycota; Pneumocystomycetes; Pneumocystales; Pneumocystaceae. Gene Ontology annotation, biological process: transcription-dependent tethering of RNA polymerase II gene DNA at nuclear periphery; RNA export from nucleus. The record is from RefSeq and is a predicted model, not a curated record.
AUGGCGUCUUUAUUUGGCUCUACAACGUCUACAACAGUCACCAAUCAAGAAUUAAAAAAUGAUAUUGAAGUUAUUCAGCCACCAGAAGAUAGUAUUUCAGAUCUUUCUUUUUCCCCUCAAGCAGAGUUUUUAGCAGUUUCAUCAUGGGACAAAAAAAUUAAGAUCUAUGAAGUUCAGCCGUCAGGCCAAACAACACCAAAAGCUAUGUAUGAGCAUCAGGGCCCUGCCUUGUCAUGCUGCUGGUCAAAGGAUGGAACUAAAGUGGCAUCAGUUGGUACAGAUAAAGCAGGCAUGCUUUUUGAUCUUCAAACAGGUCAAAAUGUCCAGGUUGCAGCACAUGAUGCACCAAUCAAAUCAUGUCGCUUUAUUGAUGGUGGCAAUAUGGGGAAUAUUCUUGCAACAGGAUCGUGGGACAAAAUGCUUAAGUAUUGGGAUUUGAGACAACAGCAGCCUAUUGGAACAAUUCAACUCCCUGAGAGAUGCUAUACAAUGGAUGUUGUUAAUCAAUUAAUGGUAAUUGGAACAGCAGAUCGACAUGUAUGUGUUGUUAAUCUAAAUAACCCGACAACGAUUUUUAAGACGACUCAAUCACCAUUGAAAUUCCAAACACGUGUUAUUUCAUGCUUUGUUAAAGCAAAUGGCUAUGCCAUUGGCAGUGUAGAAGGGCGAUGUGCGAUUCAAUAUGUAGAGGAUAAAGACGCAAGUUUGAAUUUUUCUUUUCGAUGUCAUCGUGAUUCUACUGGGCUUGCCAGCAACAGCUCCAAUGUAUAUAGUGUUAACGAUAUUUCGUUUCAUCCACAGCAUGGGACUUUUGCUACUGCUGGUUCCGAUGGAACUUUUCAUUUUUGGGAUAAAGACUCAAAACAUAGACUAAAAGGAUUCACCAAUGUAGGUGGAUCAAUUUCAUCUACUGCUUUCAAUCGAACUGGUGACAUAUUUGCUUAUGCUAUCAGUUAUGACUGGAGCAAGGGGUACCAAGCAAAUACACCACAGAUGCCCAACAAAAUUAUGCUUCACCCAGUUGGCGCUGAUGAGCUUAAACCUAGAGCGAAAAAAACUACACGAUAA